Molecule: messenger RNA, 3337 nt
Organism: Eremomyces bilateralis CBS 781.70
Lineage: Eukaryota; Fungi; Ascomycota; Dothideomycetes; Eremomycetales; Eremomycetaceae
Product: DNA replication licensing factor mcm3
Exons: 8
Coding region: 201-2882 (893 amino acids)
Biological process (GO): mitotic DNA replication initiation; double-strand break repair via break-induced replication; DNA strand elongation involved in DNA replication
Cellular component (GO): nucleus; MCM complex
Molecular function (GO): single-stranded DNA helicase activity; ATP hydrolysis activity; ATP binding
Source: RefSeq, a predicted model, not a curated record
GAAGAGUGGAAGGCUUCAGUGCUACUAUUAAUACUUGCCAUUGCUGCACUUCUACCUAACUUCUACCUCACUUUACCUUACCGCAGAACCAUCAAUCAUCAGGGACCGAGCCAUCUCCCUCUCGAACACCUUGGCUCACUCUUCUGCAUCUCAGGGUCCUUGUUUGUUGAUCCAUCCCACCCAUCCUUUCCACCCCCGCCAUGGAGGGCGACGCACUGCGCGAUGAGGUCCUUCGCGACCGCGUCCGCUUGGCGGAAGAGUUUUUGGAUCCGAGCGACAUGCGAGCUCGAAGCUACCGCGCAGAAAUCAUCGUCAUGCUCAAUCGAGGGAUUCGAAGACUCACGGUCAACCUGGACGAGAUCCGAGCCCACAAUCGAGCGCUCGCGGAUGGCCUUCUGAACGAACCUUUCGACUAUGCCGUUGCCUUCGAUCGAGCCUUACAGAACAUUGUUUCCACUUUGCCGAAUCGCCCCAAACGAGACCAAAUACAUGAGAUGCUGUACUACUGUGCCUAUGUAGGAAGUUUUGGCGAGUUUUCCUGCAAUCCGCGAACGUUGUCAUCGCAUCACAUCAACCACAUGGUGUCCCUGGAAGGGAUUGUCACCCGAUGUUCACUCGUUCGGCCCAAAGUCGUGAAAAGCGUCCACUACAAUGAGGCGAAGGAGUCGUUUGUCUUUCGAGAAUAUCGAGAUGCAACCAUGGCAGCGAAUGGCCCGACGACAGGCAGCGCAUAUCCGACCGACGAUGGGGGGGAUCCGCUGCUCACCGAGUAUGGGAUGAGCACAUAUCGCGACCACCAAACCAUCUCGAUCCAGGAGAUGCCGGAGCGUGCACCGGCCGGACAGCUUCCACGCUCGGUGGACGUCUUCCUCGACGACGACCUGGUGGACCGAACCAAGCCGGGCGACCGGAUUCAGCUGGUGGGCAUCUAUCGAACCCUGGGCAACCGGAACGCCUCCAACAACAGCGCGAUUUUCCGCACCUUGGUCGUGGCCAACAACAUCAUCUCGUUGGCAUCGAAAUCGGGCGGCGGGAUCGCACAGGCGCCAAUAUCGGAUGGCGAUGUCCGGAACAUCAAUCGGAUGUCCAAGAACAAACGGAUCGUGGACUUGCUGAGCCAAUCGCUGGCGCCGAGCAUUUACGGUCACGACUACAUCAAGAAGGCGAUCCUGCUCAUGUUGCUGGGCGGGAUGGAGAAGAACUUGGAGAACGGGACGCACCUUCGUGGCGACAUCAACAUUCUCAUGGUCGGAGACCCAUCGACCGCAAAAUCGCAACUGCUUCGUUUUGUUCACAAUACCGCUCCACUGGCGAUCACCACCACGGGUCGGGGUUCAUCUGGAGUAGGAUUGACGGCCGCAGUGACGACGGAUAAGGAAACCGGAGAACGACGGUUGGAGGCGGGUGCCAUGGUUCUUGCCGACCGCGGCGUGGUAUGCAUCGACGAAUUCGACAAGAUGAGUGACGUGGAUCGGGUCGCCAUUCACGAAGUCAUGGAGCAGCAAACCGUCACCAUCGCCAAGGCAGGCAUUCACACCAGUCUCAACGCCCGUUGCUCCGUCAUCGCUGCGGCAAAUCCGAUCUACGGGCAGUACGACACUCGCAAAGAUCCUCACCGCAACAUUGCCCUUCCCGACUCCCUGCUCAGUCGUUUCGACUUGCUCUUCAUCGUGACGGACGAUAUCGACGACGCGCGGGAUCGCACCGUUUCCGAACACGUCUUGCGCAUGCAUCGGUACAAGGCUCCUGGCGCGGAUGAAGGCCAACCGGUCGUUGAACAAACCGGCCAGGUCCUUGGCGUGGGCGAACCCCGGCAGGACACCACCGCCACUACGGAAGUGCAUGAGAAGUUCAAUAUCAUGUUGCAUUCAGGUGUCACUGUCACCAUGGGGCGUGGCAGCUCGCGUCGCGUGGAGGUGCUGAGUAUUCCAUUCAUUAAAAAGUAUAUCCAGUAUGCAAAGAACCGCCUCAAACCCAUCUUGACCAAGGGGGCGGCCGACCACAUCGUGGCAACGUACUCGGCGCUUCGAAACGAUCUGUUGGAGGGCAAUCAACGUCGCACCGCUCCCCUGACGGCUCGUACUCUGGAGACGCUGAUCCGUUUGGCCACGGCCCAUGCGAAAGCCCGUCUGAGCAGUCGGGUGGAGACCAAAGAUGCGCAGGUUGCAGAAGAAGUUCUUCGCUUCGCUCUGUUCAAGGAGGUCAUUGCCGAAGAGCGCAGGAAACGUCGGAAAACACGGGCGGACAAUGCCAUGCUUUCGUCAGAUUCCGACGAUUCGUCUGACCACAAUGAUGAUGAUGAUGAUGAUGAUGAUGAUGAUGACGAUAGUGGUAUUCAUCCCGCACCGAGCGGUUCCCGGUCCCGCCGCCCUGAAGGCCCUCGAACUCGAAGUUCCAGACCUGUUGGGCCUUCUAGUGCGAAUGGAACCCCGACUGGGGACGGUGAAUGGGACGAUAGCUCACAGUUUACGGGUGCUGCAUCCUCAUUACCGGCUUCCCAGCUGCCCCCAACUCAAUCUGAAUCAUCUCAAUCGCAAUCGGUGACACAGCCACCAUCACAGUUCCGGAGCGCCGCCCCAGUGUCCCAUGAUCUCGAUGCAGAUGAGACGGACGGGGAUUCCAGCGCAGCGGAAGAGAGUGCUCCGAUGCAACCGAGCGAAGAGCGCGUUCGCGUUUUCCAGAGAGCACUUGGCCAGAUGAUUGACAGCGCGGUCUUCGCCAAUGAUGCGGCUGACUUCGAACCCUUGUUGACCGCUGUCAAUUCUCGGAUGAGCGCAGUUGGGCAGGCGGUUUUCGCCGCUUCCGAGGGCGACAAGGUGCUCAGGGUCUUGAGCGACCAGAACAAGAUCAUGUACUCCGAUGGAGUCGUCUACAAGAUAUAAUGAUCGCAACGACAUUGCCAACGAUGUGGAGUUUGGAGGAUUGCGAUAUAGGAUUAAUCGACGGGGAAUGGACGCCGCUUUUCAGAUUUGGUGAUGUCCAAUGGUUCAGAUAUGGGAAAUGGAGUUUACGACAACCACACAGCCAGGGCAGGGGUCAUUCGAAACUGAUAUCAGCAUGCAUACUGCAAAUCCAGCGUUGGAGCGACUACCUCUAACCAUGAACUUGUCCACUGCUUUCGGUUGCAUCUCACUGUCCACAGCUGAACCCUGAUAUCUGAACGGAUGUCCCUAAUGACACUAGCAAUGGAUUUCCGCUGCAUGUUUGGCUUCCAACUUUCACCGAUACUUGGACGCCUAUCCCUGUUCUUGAAACAUCGUGCAACUUUCUUCCGCCUUCAUUAGCCUCAAUUAAGGAUUUGUCGACACAUACGAGUAGUAAAUGCAGGUCAGUGGGG